UAUCGAUUCGGAACGCGCCAACAGCUGUCAAAAAAUUGACGAAGCUUGGCUGCUCGUUUUUGGGAUGUUUUUUUUAUAAAAUUGAAUUAGUUUUCUUGAACAAUUCAUAAUUGUUUGGUUGCAAUUAAUUUUUAAAUCGUUUAGCCGCGUAUACGACGAUUUGGAGUGUGUGAUUCUGUACUACGUGUGGCCCAAUCAUAGGCUCAUGAUUGCAAGUUGUAAACAUGGGUUUGGACUUCGACGUUUUAGAGUUUUGUAAGAAAUUGCGUCAAAACCGUCCGCCGCCGUACCAGUGUCCACUGGAGAAAUGUGACAAGGUUUACAAGAGUCUCUGUGGGCUGCAGUAUCAUUUGGUGCACUACGACCAUGACAAUCCUACACCGGCGACCCCGACUGUUGCUCACAAUCGCAAGAAGAGAGGCGCGUUUAAGACUCCAGUCGCCACUGGAGAUAUUGCACUCCAGAGCCCGCCCAAAGAAGCCUUGACUUUCGCUGAAGCUCAGAAAGUGGUGCAGUUUGAGGUAGAUGGCAAAAUUAGUAGAAUUCCCAUUGACCAACCACUGCCUAUCAUGUCUUUGGAAGAGUGGGAGAAGAAGAAUGCUGAGCUUGAUAAACCACUGCCUUAUGUGGAGCCCCCAGUUGAGCCUCAUGUCAAAUUACCAGAAGCUAGUUUCAAGCUUAUACCAGACUACAAUGAGAGAGUGGUUGAUGCUCCACCUCGGCCCAAUGCCUACAUCCGUUUUAUCGAGAAGUCAGCAGAGGAACUGGACGGAGAGGUGGAGUAUGAUGUGGACGAGGAAGAUACAGCGUGGCUGGCGAUCAUCAACAAGAUGCGAGUGAAGCAGAACCUGCCUCCGGUGUCUGUGGACACGUUGGAGCUGCUGAUGGAUAGAUUGGAGAAGGAAUCAUACUUUCAGGCAACUCAAAGUGGGCAACAGACAGCAGCAGCAGUGGAUGAGGAUGCAGUUUGCUGCAUCUGCAUGGACGGAGAAUGUCAGAACACCAACGUCAUUCUGUUCUGUGACAUGUGCAACUUGGCUGUGCACCAAGACUGUUAUGGAGUUCCAUACAUUCCAGAAGGCCAGUGGCUAUGUCGCCGCUGUCUGCAGUCGCCUUCACGCCUUGUCAACUGUGUGCUUUGCCCAAACACCGGAGGUGCAUUCAAGCAAACUGAUCAAGGAACAUGGGCUCAUGUUGUAUGUGCCCUCUGGAUACCAGAGGUCCGCUUCGCCAAUACAGUAUUCUUGGAGCCAAUAGAUUCGAUCGAGAUGAUCCCGGCGGCCCGUUGGAAACUCCAGUGCAUGGUGUGCAAGCAGCGCGGCGCCGGCGCCUGCAUCCAGUGCCACCGCAGCAACUGCUACUCCGCCUUCCACGUCACCUGCGCGCAGCAAGCCGGGUUAUACAUGAAGAUGGAGGCGGCGGGCGCGGGCCGCGACCCUUCGCAGCCCGUGCAGGUGGCCAAGAUGGCCUACUGCGACGCGCACACGCCCGCUCACGUGCUACAGGAAAGAAGAGCGCAGGAGUCUGAAGGAGAUUCAAAAUCAACAGAUUUGACUGCCAUUAGACAAAAAGGAAGAGAGAAAAUAAUCCAGGCGCGUCGAGUGCUAGCGAUGAAGCGUACUUGGGCUCCAGUGGUGUUAGUUCCGACUUUACCCGCCGAGCGCGUGUCGGAGGUGGCAGCACUGGCGCGCGGGCCGCCCGCCGCGCGCGCACAACUCAUGAAGCGCCUGCUCGCCUACUGGACGCUCAAGCGACACAACCGGAAUGGAGUGCCGCUGCUGCGCCGUCUACAGAGCCUUACUAGUCAUCACGGUACUAGAGGAAUCCAAGAUGGCACCGUCAAUGUGAGGGAACUUUGUAACCAGCUGAAAUACUGGCAGAGAAUACGCCAGGAUUUGGAACGAGCUAGGUUACUAUGCGAGCUGGUUCGCAAGCGCGAGCGCCUUAAGGCGGAGUACACACGCGUGUGGGAGCGCUGCGUGCUGCACUCGCUGCGGCCCGAGCGCGCCGUGCUGCACAAGCUGCUGCGGCUGCUGCGGCAGCGCGACGCCAGCGACAUCUUCACCGAGCCCGUGGACUUGAACGAGGUGCCGGACUACAGCAGCAUCGUGAAGCACCCGAUGGACCUGAGCACGAUGGGCAAGAAGCUGGAGCGCGGCGCCUACGCCUCCGUCGACGACGUGGAGGCAGACUUCCGCCUCAUGAUCGACAACUGCCUCGCCUACAACAAUAAGGACACCGUCUUUUACAAGGCCGGUGUGAAAAUGCGAGAGCAAUGCUUACCGAUCUUCCGCCAAGCGCGGCGCGACGUGCGAGCGGCCGGCCUGCCCGAACUGGCCGGCUCCGGGCCGGGUUUAGCCGACGUCAGCCCCGAGCGAGACAGAACGAGCCGCCGCCUCAGUGCAGACAGAGACAGGAUCAGCCGCCGGGCUAGCUCCGAGCGGGAUAGAAUCAGCCGUCGCAGCCCGGAACGAGGCCGAGUUAGCCGCCGGGGCAGUCCAGAGCUAGAUCGAACCAGUCGACGAGGCAGUGUAGAGAGAGAUCGCACUAGCCGUCGAGGCAGCUUAGAAAGAGAUAGAACUAGUCGUCGGGGCAGUCCAGAAAGAGAUAGGACGAGCCGCCGGGGCAGUCCAGAAAGAGACAGGAUGAGCCGCCGCGGUAGCACAACCAGUCGCCGCGGGAGUCCGAUCAGUCGCCGCGGCAGUCUAGAGAGAGAUAGAGCUAGUCGGGCACGCAGUCCUGAACGAGGCAGGAGCGUUCGGCGGGGAAGUCCCGAACGCGACCGAAUGAGCCGACGAGGCAGUUCCGAGCGAGAUAGGUUGAGUCGUCGGGGUAGUCCAGAAAGGGAGAGAACCAGUCGUCGGCUUAGUGAAGAGCGAGAGAGGACUACUAGGCGGAGUGCUGAGCGGGAGAGGGCAAGCCGGCGCCGCAGCCCCGAGCGCGGGAGGAGCCGCCGCAGGAGCCCCGAGCGAGGCAGGCCCGGGCGCCGCCCCAGCCUCGCGAGACAGAAGAGGGGCCGGCCCGUGAGCCGUGCCUUGGCCAGUGACAGCGACCAUACCGCUGACACACGAAGCGAACGGAGCGUUUCCCAGGCCCGCAGCGAAAGGAGACGGCCCAGUCCUUGCAGGGAUUCUGACGAUGACAACAAUACGCGCGAGUCAUCGCCAGCUCGCACGGUGGGUCGUCCGCGGGGCCGCUGGCGCGGGCGCGGCCGGGGCGUGCGCGGCCGGCGCGGGCGCAGGGGCCGCGGCAGGCCGCCGCUACACGCCGCGCGCCCGCUGCUGGACAAUGCGAGUCUAGGUGCUAGUUGCUACAGCGCGAGUCAUCCUCAGCGCGCGCGGCCGGCGCGGGCGCAGGGGCCGCGGCAGGCCGCCGCUGCACGCCGCGCGCCCGCUGCUGGACAAUGCGGGCGCGGGCGCAGGGGCCGCGGCCGGCCGCCGCUACACGCCGCGCGACCGCUGCUGGACAAUGAAACGCCGACCUCGGGUUCGGAGACGCCCAUUCCGCCCCGGAAGAGUGUGGAGCGAACUCACAAGCUGGUCACGCCGGAGAAGUCGCCCAUAAAACAAUCUGACUCAACACCCAGUUUAGGUCUUUUGGGUGGACUUCGGAAACCAACAUUACUUCUGCCUCCGUCUACGGGCUCAGCGCCACCAAAGAGUUUCGGAUCUGAUGCAACCCUGCCCACUCUGUCGGGCAGCCUGGGCCGCGCGGCGUCGGCGUCGCCCAAGAAGAAGGGCCGCGGCCGCCCGCGCAAGGCCGACAAGAAGCAGAGGAACGCGUCUCCUGACCUGUUCAGAUCGAUGCAGAGCGGGUCGGGCAAGCCGCCGGCGGCGCCGGUGGCGGCGGCCUUCCUGCAGUACCGCGGGCCGCCUGGCGAGGUCGGCUCCGACAGCGACCUGGCGCUCUCCAGGUCGUCGAGCAGUAGCUCGGCGUGGUCGCAGUCGUGCUCGUCGUGCACGCACUACGACGACGACAACGCCUCCACGCACUCCUGCGACCUCAGCUCCUCCGACGCGUCAAGCGGCCCGGAGCGCACGGGCCGUCGCCGCACGCGCCGCGCCGACGCCUCCGACCCGGAACCCUCUACUCCUGUCAAGGGGCGCGGCACGCGGUCGUCGGCGUCCAAGACACCCGUCAAGAGCGCCGGCGCGCCGCUCGAGCCGCUGCAGCUGGUGUGGGCCAAGUGCCGAGGCUACCCGUGGUACCCAGCGCUGAUAAUCGACCCGAAGAUCCCGAAAGGCUUCAUCUACAACGGCGUGCCGCUGCCCGUCCCGCCACAAGACGUUCUCAAUCUCAAGAAGAACCACUCGCACGAACCGGUCCUUUAUCUCGUUCUAUUCUUCGAUGUCAAACGAACCUGGCAGUGGCUGCCGCCGAACAAACUCGAACUCCUGGGCGCCGACAAAGCCGUCGACCAGGCAAAACUGGUCGAAUCCAGAAAGCCGACCGAACGGAAAGCCGUCAAAAAGGCGUUCGGCGACGCCAUGCAGUUCCGGAAGCAGGUCGACGGAGAGAAAUGACAAAGGUUUAGGGACCGGCCGCGGCGGUCGCGUAAGACUUUCAGCUUCGGGAAUUUCUCGCUGUCGAACAUCAGGACGCCGGAGACCACCGAUUCCAGUGAUUAGAUUGUGGUGCAGUGAUUGCGGUGAAAUACCGGCCCAGUACAGUAUAGAUGUUUGAAUGUGAAACCUGAACUGCGUGUAGUGGUAGGUAGUGCGUAGGGCUGUACAGAUGGUUAAAACAUUGAUGAAGAUGACCAAGAGGUCGUAGAAUAGACGUUAGAGAUAAGUUCUCACAGGCAGCAAAUAGCUAUUGAAUGUAUUGAUAUCACACUAAGAUUGAUUAAGGUUGUACAAGUUUGCAUGCAAAGAGAUCAGAGGUGGAAUUGUGUAAAGCAAUCGUUAUCAUUUGACAGUUCAUAACGUACGAUUAUUCUGUCAAACGCUUUGUUUAACUGACUUUAUCGUACGUUAUGAACUGUCAAAUGAUUACGAUUGCUUUACACAAUUCCACCUCUGAAGAGGAGUUACAAUUUCUUGUUGUAUGUUGAAAUUAUGAUGAAUAUAAUAUAAUUAAUUACAUGUAGAAUAAUACUAAUAAACUUAAAAAUAAUAGAAUCUGCUUAUAAAAUAACUACUUAAAUUAAUAAAUUGUGGGUAUUUAGUUCUAAGUUUACCUGGCUAUGGCAAAGCAAAGAGUUAUGAUUAUUCAACCAAACUUACUAUGUAGUUGUGUUAAAUAAAAUUAAUGGAUGUAAUCCUAGAAUGUUACAACAUAUUAAUAUAAUGUUUUAAUGUUGUCUGUAUAAUCGUUAUUAUAACUCCAGCUAUUAAGACCAUAGAUUCAGUGAAAUCAAGACAUGAAUGUUAAUCUCUCACUUGCACUUAAAAACUAGUAUAAAGUAUAAAUUAUACUUACCACCAGUAAGUAGGUAUUGUAAGGUCCAAAUGUUUUCUGGGGAUUGUAAUAGAUAUAGCCAUAAUACAUUUCUACUUAUUUCAAUUAUGAAGACAGUUAGUGACCUAACAAUAUUAUUUGAAAUAUCAUCUUGUUUUGCACAUUGUUUAAUUUCUUGGUGUUUAUUUUUAAUUUAUGUUGCCUUAAUUUUGCUUAACAAUUAUUGUAUUAUUUGUUUUACACUAUAAAUCAUGUUGGCUGGGCCAAUAAUAAUAUUAUAAACAUUCUUAGCAAGCUUCAAAAUUGUUAAAAAUAAUAAAUAAGGCAUUUUACAUUAUUGUCUAGAAUAUAAUAAUUGAUGAAUUAUU
Messenger RNA from Ostrinia nubilalis (European corn borer), 5768 nucleotides. It is a transcript of the gene Br140, whose product is annotated as peregrin-like. Gene Ontology annotation, cellular component: MOZ/MORF histone acetyltransferase complex. The record is from RefSeq and is a predicted model, not a curated record. NCBI's taxonomy places the organism in Eukaryota, Metazoa, Arthropoda, Insecta, Lepidoptera, Crambidae. The transcript is spliced from 25 exons. Gene Ontology annotation, biological process: regulation of transcription by RNA polymerase II. The coding region runs from base 225 to 4523 and encodes 1432 amino acids. Gene Ontology annotation, molecular function: protein binding; DNA binding.